UGAAGUUUGAAGGAGUGUUGGAAGAAUAUAAUGUUGAAUUUUGGGCCAGUGGUUGUGGCUGUGGUCCUAUACGUGCUUUUAAUGCCUGGGUUGCUUUUUCAGGUACCUGGUCGCACAAGGUGCGUCGAGUUUGGAAACUUCCAGACAAGUGGUGCUUCCAUUCUCGUUCAUUCUCUCCUCUACUUUGGUCUCAUUUGUCUCUUCUUGAUCGCCAUUAAGGUCCACUUUUACAUAGGCUAACAACCACUUCAUCUUGGUCAACACUAUAGACUAUAUUAUAUUCAUCUUUUUUUUUAUGUUUCAUUUCCUACACUUUGCUAUGUUCUCCAGUUCUUAUUCUAAAGUAACAACUACGUUUGUAUUCUCUUUCGUUUUCAUGCUUUUGU
Messenger RNA from Cajanus cajan (pigeon pea), 386 nucleotides. RefSeq lists its product as uncharacterized. The record is from RefSeq and is a predicted model, not a curated record. NCBI's taxonomy places the organism in Eukaryota, Viridiplantae, Streptophyta, Magnoliopsida, Fabales, Fabaceae.